Messenger RNA from Microthlaspi erraticum, 429 nucleotides. The record is from the annotation of a GenBank genome assembly. Lineage: Eukaryota; Viridiplantae; Streptophyta; Magnoliopsida; Brassicales; Brassicaceae.
AUGUUUUCACUUCUCAAAGAGAUUCAUAGGUUCUCCACUAUCCGAAAGCCCGCCACCGUCAGGGUUAUGGUUUACCGGAGGGUUGAAGACUGGGAUGCGUGGUUUCAGCGCACACUCGACUUCAUUCUCGUCAAUAGUGAAGGGAGGAAGAUACACGCGACCCUCAAUACACGGACUAUUGACCGUUUUGAUUCUCUUCCGGAGGGAGCGUGGGCACAAAUAUCCGGCGUCGUUGUUUCAACAACGAACUCGAGGAAUUGGGACCAUUUCCUCUCGACGCACUCGUGCAUGCUUGUCCUUCUGUCCGACGCGACCAUAAUCCCGAUUCCGCCUCUGACGAAUCGCCAAUUCUUCAACUUCACUCACUUCGACGAUGUCGAAUCCGGAUACUUCAACGAAUAUAUCCUUACUAAAACCGAAUAUAUUUAG